AAAUCGGCUACCAUCCGAUGCGACGUGACUUCUCAAAGGCGCGGUUUAAUUUUCCCCUCGUCUGGACCCGCGCUGUAACUCGCAGCCCAUUCGAACACCAGCCCUAUCAGUCUAUCGAUGUCUAGUCGAGUCUUAUCCGCGUUCAAAGAGAUGCGGACUCGUUGUUUGCCGCGCGGCACGAGCGGGUAGACGGCGGCCGCGGUCAAAAUGUUGUGUUUGGCCAAGAACUCUGAAAGCGCAAACGGAUCUGGGGUCAGUAACGGAAUGAUCGCCGUCGGGAGUGUGGUGCUCGGGAUUGUGUCAAUCGACGUGGAAAUGGGCGAGUCGAGGUGAGCGGGAAGGCCGACGAGCUUUGUGUCGAGAAGUUGUUCGGCGAGUCUGUCUCUGAGUGGGCUCUCCAACAUAUCCAAUGCGCUUUGGAUUGAAAUCGCGGCAGUGUAGCUGGGACCUGUGGUGAAGAACAACGCACGUCCAUAGUUGAAGAGAUAAUCUUUGAUCAAUGGGGUGGUGAGGAUGACCGCUGAUAGAAGACAAGAAUGUCAGAGCCUUCCCAAAGGUGUGCAGCCGGGCCAAGCACUUAUCUUCCAGACCGAACAUCGAGACAAUCCCUUUCCCAUGGGUACCGUAUAUUCCAGUAGCAUGUGCCUCGUCCACGACGAGAUGCGCGUUCUGCAGAGGAAAGUGCUCCUGCAGAUAAUCCGACAUCGAUCUGAGCGGCGCGAUCGAGCCAUCCAUGCUGUACACCGACUCGACAGCCAGAAAGAGACUCGUGGAACCUUUGUCCAGCCCAGGAUACUCCCGGCGUGCACGCUUCACCGCCAGCGCAAAGGCCGAGAGGCUGUUGUGCUCGAAGGGAAUCAGGUGGGCCUUCCCGGAGUGCAUCCCGUCGUAGAUCGAUGCGUGGAUGUAUUCGUCGUGGACAAUCACAUCCCCCCGCCUCGGGAUGUGUCGGAAAAACGCGAGGUUUGCGUCGAAGCCGGAGCUUGCCAGCAGCGCCGCGGGCGCAUUGAAGAACGUGGCCAUGCGUCUUUCGAGGGCCUGGUGAGUCGCUCCGUCCGAGAGGACCCGGGAGCCGCCCACGCCCAGGAUUCGCGGCGAGUCGUGAAGUCUUUGGAGAAAGAGUUCCCUGAGCUCAUCACAAAUGCCCAAGCAGAGAUAGUCGUUGGACGUGUACUGGAUGCUCUUUCUCGGAGAUUCCUCAUACGGAGUGGCUAGGGACAAGAAUAUGCCAUCCCGCUUGCGCUUAUCGAGGUCGGAGGUGAGCUGAGCAGCCAGAGAUGUCAUGCUGCUUCGUUUGCUCAACGUCGCAAGAGCAUCGCGCUAUAAGCAGGUUUGAAACCGCCGAUAGGUAGCAGUAAUUUUCCGUCCCGCGGCUCCGAAUCACUUAUCAUCAAGCUUUGUGAUGCCAAAUGAGAGCGCUCGUGGAAAGCGGCAUUUUCUAGCAGAUAUAGGAUGUGAAGGAACUUGCGUUUGCCACGUACACCGAGUUCGUCGCAAUGUGCGUCAAUGAAACUGCCAGACUAUUGGGCCCAUGAUACCUCUCGAUGUACAUGCUGCACAUGGGCGUCAAAGACGAUCGAUACGUUGCGUAGUCAAUGGUCAAGCUCUGGCGAAUGGAGGCCAGUUUCACGGCACGUUUGGCAAUGCCAUGGCUGUUCCAAGAUAGCGGAUAUUCUACAGAAGCAGACCCUCCACCAGGCAGGUGAGAUACUGUAGGCGCAAGGGUUUGAAGGUUACUCGAUGGAAAUGGCUGGCCGCAGAGAACGGAGGGGCUCCUGCAAGUAGUAGAGAGCGGUCCAACGCAUUUGACUGGCUUAGAUUUCGAACAAGAUACAUGCCCAAAGCAGGGAUACUCGAAAGGGCCGAUCCACUGCGAGAGAUUGACACGUCUGCUAAUGACAGUAUGAGAGGGAGGGUGGUUGAGAGGUGUUAUUCGACUCUGUCAAGAUGGACCUUUGGGCCUCACUCUCUCCUUCGACCUCGUCCAUUGGCCCAGCAAUCAACUGUGCGACCUGGGUGUAGUCCUUCCGCUGCCACUCGGGUGGUACAGCACAUGAUAUAGUAAAGCUUGGAUGCCUCUAACUUCCGAUAGCUGAUCAU
Mycena citricolor is the source of this 2100-nucleotide messenger RNA. NCBI's taxonomy places the organism in Eukaryota, Fungi, Basidiomycota, Agaricomycetes, Agaricales, Mycenaceae. The record is from the annotation of a GenBank genome assembly.